CGUACAUCCAGCACAGCCCCUGGCUGUAUUCACACACGGCGAUCUGAGAAGCGAUCAGCUCAUCAGUAUGGGAAGCAAUGGCUAUUCUCGGGGUCCUCACGCACUCUACUUUGAAAACCUAUCAAGGCAGAAAGUUGUCAUGGAGAAGAACACAAACCAAAGAAAACUUCGAGUAUGCGUGGCAACCUGCAACAGAGCCGACUACUCCAAGCUGGGUCCUAUUAUGUUUGGGAUCAAAGCUGAAUCUGAUAACUUUGAACUUAGUGUAGUGGUUAUCGGAUCACAUCUAAUCGAUGACUACGGCAAUACCUACCGUAUGAUUGAACAAGAUGACUUUGACAUCCAAGCGAGGUUGCAUACAAUUGUGAGAGGAGAGGAUGAGGCUGCUAUGGUGGAGUCAGUCGGACUUGCUUUGGUGAAAUUGCCAGAUGUUUUAAAUCGGUUGAAACCAGACAUCAUUAUUGUCCACGGCGAUAGGUUUGAUGCAUUAGCAUUGGCUACAAGUGCUGCACUUAUGAACAUACGAAUCCUCCACAUAGAAGGAGGUGAAGUCAGUGGAACGAUCGAUGACUCAAUCAGACAUGCUAUCACUAAGCUGUCUCAUUACCAUGUAUGCUGCACCCGGAGUGCCGAACAGCACCUAAUUGCCAUGUGUGAGGACCAUGACCGCAUCCUGUUGGCAGGCUGUCCCUCUUACGACAAGCUUCUUAAUUUGAAAAACAAGGACUACAUGGGGGUUAUGAAAUCCUGGCUCGGCGAUGUGAAACCUGGGGAAUAUAUUGUAGCUCUGCAACACCCAGUUACUACAGAUAUUAAACAUUCAGUCAAGAUGUUUGAGUUCACCUUGGACGCUCUAAUUUCCUUCAACAAGAAAACGCUGGUCCUCUUCCCAAACAUCGAUGCAGGAAGUAAAGAAAUGGUGCGAGUGAUGAGGAAGAAAGGUGUGGAGCACCACCCCAACUUCAGAGCUGUGAAGCAUGUCCCAUUUGAGCAGUUUAUCCAGUUAGUUGCACACGCAGGUUGUAUGAUCGGGAACAGCAGCUGUGGUGUACGCGAGGCAGGAGCUUUCGGAACACCAGUCAUCAAUUUGGGAACACGGCAGACUGGAAGAGAAACUGGAGAAAAUGUGCUUCACGUUCGUGAUGCAGACACCGAGAAUAAAAUUAUCCACGCACUUCAGCUCCAGUUUGGGAAAAGAUAUCCUUGCUCCAAAAUAUAUGGAGAUGGUAAUUCUGUCCCAAGGAUUGUGAAGUUUCUCAAAUCAAUCAGUUUGUCAGAACCUCUGCAGAAGAAGUUUUGCUUUCCCCCAGUGAAAGAAAAUAUAUCGCAAGAUAUUGAUCACAUCUUGGAGACGUUGAGUGCUUUGGCCGUUGAUCUAGGAGGAACAAAUCUAAGGAUAGCGAUUGUCAGCAUGAAGGGGGAGAUCCUAAAGAAGUAUGUCCAACCCAAUCCUAAAACGUACGAGGAUAGGAUUGAAUAUUUGAAGAUGUGCAUUGAAGCAGCAUCAGAAGCGGUGACUCUGAACUGUAGGAUACUUGGUGUGGGCAUUUCUACUGGUGGCCGCGUCAACCCACACGAGGGAGUUGUGCUUCAUUCUACAAAGCUGAUUCAAGAGUGGAGCUCCGUUGACCUGCGAACCCCUUUGUCAGACACUCUUCAUCUGCCAGUUUGGGUGGAUAAUGAUGGGAAUUGCGCAACACUAGCCGAGAGGAAGUUUGGACAAGGCAGAGGAGUAGAAGAUUUUGUCACAGUCAUCACUGGGACAGGUAUUGGAGGAGGUGUGGUCCAUCACAAUGAACUUGUUCAUGGCAGCUCAUUUUGCGCUGGUGAGCUGGGACAUAUCAUGGUGUCUUUCGAUGGACCAGAGUGCAUGUGUGGCAGCCAUGGCUGCAUAGAAGCCUAUGCGUCAGGAAUUGCCUUGCAAAGAGAAGCAAAGAAGCUGCAUGAUGAGGAUCAGCUGUUAGUAGAGGAUAUGUCAUUGAAGAAUGAUGAGUGCGUUACAGCUGUUCAUCUUAUCCAGGCCGCCAAACUGGGAAACUCCAAAGCCAGCAAUAUUCUGAAGACAGCUGGAACAGCUCUUGGCCUUGGGAUUGUGAAUAUCCUGCACACUAUUAACCCAUCGAUGGUGAUACUCUCCGGUGUUCUAGCAAACCAGUAUGCAAGUGCAGUGAAGGAAGUGAUACGCCAGAGAGGCUUGUCCUCCGUCCAGAAAGUCAAUGUUGUCGUAUCUGACUUGUCUGACCCUGCGCUCCUGGGAGCGGCGAGUAUGGUGCUGGACUAUACCACACGUAGGACAUACUAGAGACCUUUGGACUGUGGGGUUGUAACUGUUACAUUGCCAGCUUAUGUAGAUGCUUCAGUUCAUUUUCCAUCUUAUAUGUCAAUGCCAAAGUUUGCAAAUUGUUUUUAAGAAGAUAACAUAUUGCCCUGACCAACUAGAUGUUUGGGUAAACUCCAAAGGGAUCCUUGCCGCAUAGAAGAAAAAGACGACCAGAUAUCCUCACCUAAAUGGUUGAAUCAAUUGGAGUAGUAAAGAGCCAUGGGCAUUUGGAAGUUUUCCAUUCUUUCAGUUAAAGGGGUUGUCCACUUUAUAUAUAAUCUCUAUCGGCGCGGAGCCAACUCCCGGCACCCCCGCGAUCAGCUGUAUGAAGAGAAAGCAGCACUGGUACCUCCUCGCCGUCAGAACUGCAGCAGUGCGCAGGUGUAAUUACACCUAAGCCGUCCCAUUCACGUCUAUGGGACGGCUCCUUCCUGUACAAGUGAAUAGGACAGAGCCUUCCCAUUGAAGUGAAUUGGGUGGCUGAGAUGUAAUUCCACUGCUUACCGCUGCAGUUGCGAUGGCGAGGAGGUAAACGGUACGGGUGCCGCUUUCUCUUCAAACACCUGAUCAGUGGGGGGUGCUUCAUACAAACGGAUUCACUCAUCUCUAUUUUUAUAUGUUGGAUGAUUUUGUUUUUACUUAUUUUUAGAUGACUGCAGUAGAUGUAAUACUGUACUAUAUAUCUGUGCUUCUCAAAUUAUGAGAUGCGCUCACUGGUGAGAUGCACCCCAGUUAAUGGCGCAGCUCAGCCUGAAAAAACGCUCUGGUUGCUCCAGUCUGGUUUAGCUACAUUUUAAGGGCUCAUGCACACGAACAUAGUUUUGAUCCGCAUUGACCCAUUCAUUUUAAUGGAGCCACAGCCCCGCAAAAA
Bufo gargarizans (Asiatic toad) is the source of this 3191-nucleotide messenger RNA. It is a transcript of the gene GNE, whose product is annotated as glucosamine (UDP-N-acetyl)-2-epimerase/N-acetylmannosamine kinase. Lineage: Eukaryota; Metazoa; Chordata; Amphibia; Anura; Bufonidae. Gene Ontology annotation, molecular function: hydrolase activity, hydrolyzing O-glycosyl compounds; UDP-N-acetylglucosamine 2-epimerase activity; N-acylmannosamine kinase activity. Gene Ontology annotation, biological process: UDP-N-acetylglucosamine metabolic process. The record is from RefSeq and is a predicted model, not a curated record.